AUGGGGGGGAAUGCUGGACUGGUCCUGCGGUAUGGAUACACUCAGCAAAGUGCAGUCUUUGAGUUGGAAGGAAACCUGAUGGAAGAUGUCUUUGAUAUAGAUAAAUAUUUGAUAAACGGGGUAGACAUUUACAUCAAACUCUUUAGAUCCAGUGCCCCGUUUGUCAUUAUGUCGGCUGAAUCUUCACCAGCUUUCAAAUUAGAGUUACUGGACGUUGUGUACAAAGUAGCCAAAGUGCGAGUAGACCCCGGCGUUCUACUGAACCAUAGUAAACAGAUAGAAGCAACCCCCGUGAAGUAUACUAUCAUGCGAAAUGAAUUGAAAAUGAAUACUAUUCCUAAAGGAUCCACAGAGUUUUACUGGGACAACAUUUUUCCUCAAGCGGUCCCCGAUCGCAUCGUGGUGGCCUUGGUGGACCAGAAAGCCGUCAAUGGGGACUACACCGCUAACCCCUUUAACUUUGAGCAUAUGGGGUUAACAGACGUCGGAAUAUACGUUAACGGAGAAAGUGUACCCGGUAGACCGCUCAAAACAGACUUCUCAGCGGGACUGUAUUCAGCAGCUUACGCUCGUUUGUUUGAAGCCUCGGGAAAAUGGAACAAUGAUGCCGGACUGAUCAUCACUCGUGAUAAUUUUGGAAGUGGAUAUUCGCUGUUUGUUUUCACUAUUGAUUCCUGUGGAUUUGGAGAAGAGUAUUUAAAUCUGAUUCGUCGGGGAAACACCAGACUGGAACUGAAAUUUAAACAAGCAACAACUAAAGCUGCUAACGCAAUUGUAUUUGCUACCUUUUCAUCUCUACUGGAAGUCGACAAAUCACGUGAUAUCAACUACAUUCAACCAUGA
Ostrea edulis (European flat oyster) is the source of this 843-nucleotide messenger RNA. RefSeq lists its product as uncharacterized. The record is from RefSeq and is a predicted model, not a curated record. Lineage: Eukaryota; Metazoa; Mollusca; Bivalvia; Ostreida; Ostreidae. The transcript has a single exon. The coding region runs from base 1 to 843 and encodes 280 amino acids.